AUGCCUAGCUACAUCGCCUCACCCCUCGCCGUCUCGCCCUCGCGCGAGCGGCUGCAGCUCAUCACGUCGCAAGACUUCGCCAGCCUGACCAAGACCCUGUCGUCCAAGGACCUCCAGUCGUCGCCGACCCCCAGCUACGACUACUCGCCGCGCGAGUGGGACGUCCCUGCUCCUCCGCCGCCGAGCCCCGUGAGCUUCCGCCACGAGAAGUCCAGCUCUCGCCGCUGA
This is a messenger RNA of Diaporthe amygdali, 228 nucleotides long. RefSeq lists its product as uncharacterized. The transcript has a single exon. Lineage: Eukaryota; Fungi; Ascomycota; Sordariomycetes; Diaporthales; Diaporthaceae. The record is from RefSeq and is a predicted model, not a curated record. The coding region runs from base 1 to 228 and encodes 75 amino acids.